AUGUUUUGUUCACAACGCGAGAUCCCAGAUCGCAGAGCUGAGCUGAACCCCGACCAUCCUGCAAUUGAAUUGUUUCAACGACGCCUACACCAGCACCCUACGACUGAUAUUCUAACUGUAUAUGCUUGCAAUUUUACAGGAGUGGCCAUGGGGAAAACCGAACCGCCGUUUCUCUACGACCCGCCCUCUCUAUAUCCCAAAUCAGCACAGGUUGCUGAUUUCAACCCCAAAGCUGUCACCUUGAACAGCUGGGCACCUCGCCCGCAAAGGCCAAAGAAAAAUGGCCCCUUGGUCAAUUUCAACCAGCAUCCAGACUCGUACGCGGUCAUUCCAACAGGAACACAGCCUGUCACCAACAUGAGCCCAAAUAUAAAGAAAUAUGUCAAAUAUGCCCGACUCUGUCAACUUCUGCUACGGGUAUUGACCCUAAUUGGUGUUCUGGGGAUCCUGUUCUGCGUGAUAUGCAUCAACAAUACAACCAUUCAGGUAGCAUGGAUUAUCCGAGUGGGGCCCGCUGUGGCAGUGGUUCAUGCGAUCUACGCUAUUUUCCACCUCUGUCGGUCUGCUAUGUCACGCACCCCUGGUUCCACGGCUAGCUACAUGCUUUUUGCCGCAGUCCUUGACGCUGGUUUGAUUCCGUUCUUUGUGUUCACUGCCCUUAUUUCGAGAACCGAACAUGAAUCGAAAAGCUAUGGGUGGAACACCCUAUUCGGGGAAGACCAAGUCACAGAAAAGAUCAUCUAUGCAACGGUCCUAACUGCCACAACUCUUGCUGGGCUUCAUAUCGCGUCACUCGUUAUAGACAUCUACUUGGCUGUGGUAUUCCGCAAAAUAAACAAGUUACCACCGGAUAUGAACCCGUUGGAGGAGAACUUGACUUCUCGUCGCCAUAAGCGCACCAAGUCUGAGAUAGCCGAAAAGCAUCUGAGCCAAAGCACAAUCGGUUCGUCUGAGACUGAUCCGUACAGUACUUUACUGCCAGCCACUCGUACGGUCCCGUUUGCGCACACAAGGAAUAAUUCGAGUGUGACGAUAACAGCAAACCAGUUCCAAAAGAAUGGCGAUGACAGGUUAUCAUACUAUUCUGCUAAGUCCCACAGACAUUCACGCUGCGACCUCCCUAGCCAACAAAUGCGUCAGUAUGAAGAGACUAGCAGACCUAAGACACCCAUUGGCCGAACGACUGUUAGAGGUAGAGGUAACGGAUCAUCCAGGCCUCAGUCGGUUGUGUUCCAGACUCCGCCCUCGACCGCACAAUCUCAACCUCAGACUGCCGCAAUUCAGAACCGCGAACCAAGUGGCGUGUCCUCUAUGGGAGACGAUAACUGGGAAGCGUAUCCUUCCAACCCUCCCUCUCCCGAACUACACGCUCGUGAGGUUUCGCCACUGAGAGAUCCCAUCGGUAGCCCAGGUAUGGACGACCAUGAAGCUAGGCAAGCGAUCUGGGACGACGAUUAUGAAGACAGCGGUCUCAAUCAACGAAGCGGUACUGUCAGACGCCACCGCGGGGUAUACGCUGCUGUCGAUGAUGAAGACGACGAAGACGAUGACGAAGCCAUGCUUGAUCCAAAUGAGCCAGCAAAUAUGUACGGCUAUCAGCAGAGCCAGGGCGAGCGUUACUACGCAAAGGGGAAUGCUGAUAACCUCAACAAUAACGCUAGUUUGGGGGUAAACCCAUUAGGCAUGAACCCACCUACUCCUCGGCCCUUGGAGGUAGAAGGAGGCGCGCAACACGAGUCUAGUGGUGAUAUGCAUCGAACGGCACUUUCGGACCUUCCGAAUCCAUCCACCACCACCACUCCCGUCAAAGGCACUCCCGGUAGUAAGACACGAUCAUACGGGGAGCUGGCACAGAGUACCCCAUCCCCCGGAAGCAACAAGAAAUCAGGAUCCCGCUGGAGACGCAAGAGUGGCCGGUUGUCAGCUUACGAGUCACUUCGAGCAGAUAAUGCUGACAGUGACGGCAACAUGGAAGCCCGCAUCGGUAGAGGUGAGACCGAUCGCAAAGGACGAGUAGUUAGCAACACGGGCAUAGACCUUGGCCCAGAUCUAGGUUCCGGCUCGCCAGGGUACGGAAAUUAUCUUGCCGGCUUGGGGGUUGGAAGGCGGCGCGAGGUCAGUGGGAAACUCGCUGAGGAAGGGAGGGGUGCUGACCUUGUCCAGGAUGAGAGUGAAUCAUCCCCGUCGAAGAACAGAGGACAUGGACCGUCGAAAUCGAAGGAAAUUAAAGCUGCAGGUUGGGCACGGUGGAAGGGGUUGUAA
Messenger RNA from Arthroderma uncinatum, 2262 nucleotides. RefSeq lists its product as uncharacterized. Bases 1 to 2262 code for a protein of 753 amino acids. NCBI's taxonomy places the organism in Eukaryota, Fungi, Ascomycota, Eurotiomycetes, Onygenales, Arthrodermataceae. The transcript has 3 exons. The record is from RefSeq and is a predicted model, not a curated record.